Molecule: messenger RNA, 8577 nt
Organism: Hypanus sabinus (Atlantic stingray)
Lineage: Eukaryota; Metazoa; Chordata; Chondrichthyes; Myliobatiformes; Dasyatidae
Gene: c2cd3
Product: C2 domain containing 3 centriole elongation regulator
Exons: 33
Coding region: 87-7208 (2373 amino acids)
Biological process (GO): centriole elongation; cilium assembly
Cellular component (GO): centriole; centriolar satellite
Source: RefSeq, a predicted model, not a curated record
CCAACCGAACCGGGCAUUGAGCGGGCGAGUGACGAGUUUUAAAUUGUUCUAAUUAGUGACAUGCACCGGAAAAUCAUAGAGGAACAAUGAAAACUAAGAAGCCCAAAGCUGCAAAGUUGGGAAAGAAAAAUAAAAGAAUAAGUGAUGUCAUACCAUCUACAAGUUUGCCACCACUUGUUGAAGGUCAGAUUCAAUGUUUCCUAAGGAUAACAGUCAGCAAAAUUGUGUGGUUCAUUCCCAAGCCUCUAGUUGCCCCUCUUGUUAGACUGCGCUGGUGGGGUGAAACUUCCACUGGCACAUUGUUUCACCCAAGAGAUUCUUCACAUGCUGAAUCUAAAUCUGUGAAAACCACUGCUCGAUAUGCUGUUCAUUGUGGACCAAAGCAGUUUACUUCUUACCUUGAAGAUAUGGGUGUGCUGAUAUUGGAUGUGAUGACAAAAGCUGACCAUCUCCCCAUUGGUCGAGUUCAGAUAAAUGGAAUAUCACAGCUGUCACCCACCUAUGACAUUAGUGGAUUUUUCACAGUUUUUUCACCCACCUCGGAGAAACUUGGAGAACUGCAGGUAUUACUUGCUCUGGAAUCUCUACCUGAUACUUUUGAUAGUGGCUGUUCUGUUCCAAUCACUGACACGAGUGUGGAUGGUGGAGUGUCAAUCCGAAGUCCUGCUGCAGCGCAUGCUUCAGGAACUGGAUCUUUGGAAAAUCUUGCUCUUCGUAAAUUGUCAUUAAGCAGCUUAAGUGGGAAGGAGUCUCUGUCAAGUAGUGCUUCAAAUACUCCCAGAGGAAAAGAUCAUUUGUACUUCCAGGAAAAUGCAAAAAGUCCCACAAAGACAAAUAUUUCUGAAAGUAAUCAACUGCAGAAUUCUGCUUCUUUGGCACCCACAAAGACUUCUGACUCUGAAAACAAAAGUACGGAGAAACGUGUACUGUCAGUAGAAAGCCAGAAUACUAAAAAUCUCAUUUCAGUUCUUCUAGACCGAGGUAGCAAACUACGAAAUGCGAUGGUAGUUUCUGCAAUGAAGACUGCUCCGAACGGUGAAUCUGCAUUAGUGGACAUUUCUUCGUCAACUCAUUGUCAAUCUAUUGAUGUGCCAAAAUGGAAAAUGCCUCAAUCCCCUAAUGGAAAACUGUUUCAUAAUUUGCUGGAAUCAGAAGAAAUUUCCCCAACUAAAGAUACUUUACUACCUUCUCCUGAACACCCACUAAAGGAAUGUUAUCCUAACACAGAGGCCACAGCCAUCAAGUUGCUCCUUGGGAGUACUGACUCCAUCCCUCUCCAUUACUGGCAUGGUAUAUAUUCCCCUCCAGAGUCUUUAUCUGGUGGAAGUAAUAUUCUUGAUGCAAGCGAAUUGAACGAUCCUCAUUAUGAUAAGAGUCUGCUGGAAAACCUCUUCUACAAGGAUCUUAAUUAUGAAAGUAGUGUAAGUGACUUUACAAGUGAAGAUGAGGAAUUAGUUACUUCAGAGAAAAAACUGGGGACUCAAGCCCUCCGCAGAUCUGAUGCCCUUAACCAGAACAGCUUAUCCCAUGCACCAGAUUUGAAUCAAAAUAAAAUGCAAAUGUCUAUCAGUCACCAUCGACAAGAUCCUGUAUUGGACAAAGAACAGGAGAUACCUACAGUUGAGUUGAGUGUAGAUAGACUUGCUCUGCUGGGGCGCAUUCAUUUGGCUCGUGUUAUAAUUGAAACAUUAAAGCUUCCCUCAGAGAGCACUCGAACAACUCCAAAAGAAAAGGGCAGCAGAGGAAAGCCACCUCGACCUGUUUCAGGAAGGAAAUGCACUUAUAUUGUUGAGUAUAAUUUUCCCAUGGCCACAACUUCAAAGAGUGGAAUGCAAGAGCUUUCCAGUGGAUCUGAAAUUACAAGAGUAGCUUCCAGCAAAGUUACAAAGGAAGUUGUAAAGUUCCAUCAACGGUUUGUUUUUCCCGUCUGUUUUGAUGGAUUGAUGAUAGAGCAUUGGUGGAACUCCAGUCUUGUGUUCAACAUUUACUCUAAGAAGAUGACACAGAAAAAGCCACUUUUGAUCGGUUCAGCUAGUCUUGCCCUUCGGACCAUCGUUCAAUCAGAUUUAUUAAGUAUAACUAGCGAAUUACCUGUGAACAUGUGUGACAAUAAGGAAAAGCAGGAACAAAUUGGUCCUUUAAAGGUAUCCAUGGAGCUGGCUGCUGACAACAAAGAUUUCACCAGUGCUAAUGCCAGAUUAGCUGCUUCUCCAAAGGCUGUUUAUGCUGUUUCUAGCCCGGGACCAAAACUCCUGUCAGCUCACAAUACUGUUGAUGUAUGUCCAGUCGAUCUGCAGGCUCGUGAAUUAGUCAGGAAAGGAAAUACUGAACCUCAGUUGAAGCAAAGUCACACAAAGAAUGCUUCCAGAAUUUACAAUGUAAACUACCACCAUCUUCCCUCUGUACCUGCAGCACCAAUUUCAAUAGGACAGUUCAAUUCUUCAGUAGAGGAAGAAGAAGGUUUUUUACUCCAUGUUCUUCUGAUGGUACCUGAUGGAAAGGACUUUGUCAUGGGAGAUGCUUCAGUCCAAAAACAAUGCAAUAUAUACCUAAAAUGUAAGCUUUUCAGCACAGAUGAAGCAACCAGGUCCCCGGUUAGCUGGAACACAGUUCACCCCAUUUUUAAUUUUUCACUGGUAGCUCCAAUCACAUUGACUUCCACACUGCUUGAGAGGAUGAAAAAUAAUAUGAUGAUUAUAGAAAUCUGGAACAAAGCAAUUACCUCAGGGCAAGAAAAUCUACUAGGCCUUGUGAAGCUUCCACUUCAUCAAUUUUAUUUAUCUUUUAGGGACCCAAAGAUUUCUCACUUAUUGCUCCAAGCUCAAUAUCCUGUGGUUGGUGUGGACAGCUACAUGCCAAUGAUGGAUGUUUUCACAGGCAGUCAAAGAGGUAGCCUUCGAGUUCUAUUAGCAAUGGGUGGAGCAGAUCAGAUAACAGCACUUCAGAGACUAAAAAGUGAUGAGGAGAUAUCUAUCUCUGGUUUCCAAAGGAUGCCUCAUUUCUUGGAUGCAGUGCCAUCAGUUCUAUCAAAGUUCAACAGAGAGAAGACAGAACCACUGAUGGAACACAUUUUUGAAAUUAGUGUAAUAAAACUGAAAGGACUGACUCCCUUGCAGUCCACUGUUUGGGGAGAGGCAGACUGUUACAUACAAUAUUAUUUUCCAACUCAAGAUGCUAAUGUCAUAACUGAGACCUUGCCAGAUGUAACCGGUAUCAUCUUGAAGUCUUUUCGCACAGCUACUACAUUGUGCGUUCCAGAUCCUGUAUUUAAUGAUUGUCAGUGUCAUUUGCUUCUGAUCCCAGUGGACCUUCCUGUACAGAGAAUACUUUUGGAUGUUUGCUCAAAGCAAAGAUCUGAAGGAGGUAGUGGCAUCCAGUUUGAGGUUUGGUGUAGGUAUUAUUACCCUAAUGUUAGAGAUCAGGUCGUUGCCAGAGGUGUUCUCCCUUUGUCCAAGCUAUGUGGUAUGGUGACAAUGCAACAUCAUAAGGAAGUUGGAGUUCAAACCUUCAGUGUUCCUCUUAUUCCGAGGACAGACAAUGUUGAAAAACAUCUUCCACAUUCCACUGGCUUGUUGGACGUAAGUGUAAAAUACAAAUCUUCUGUAAAAGCAAUUGAGGAUGCCAGAGAAGGUAUCAUAUCAUCUAAAGCCGUGGUCCUUUCAGUACAGCUGCUUCGAGCUUCAGGUUUACAAGCUGCAGCAAGGGCUGCUGCAGAAAGGAACAAUUUCUUGCAAUAUCAAUCUGAAGUUGGCGUGAACACUUACGUGACAAUUCAUAUCUCCUUUCUUCUGGAAAAUGAAAAACGGCGCACUAAGGUUGUAGCUCGUACAUUCUGCCCAGAGUUUGAUCAUUAUUCUGAGUUUCCAUGUAACCUUAUAAUCCAGAAGUCAAAUGGGGAGAGCUUCAGUUUGGCUGAACUACUUGAAUCAUCAGAAGCUGUGUUUACCAUUUAUCAUCAGUCCAAUAAAACUGCUAAGCCAAGUACAAUUUUAAUUGGUUCAUCAAGAGACAUUGAGUUGGGAAGUGUGCGUAUUCCACUGGCAAGCCUGCUGGCGAGGCGGACAGGUAUCUCUGGCUGGUAUGCAGUGAAUCUUCCAGAAGCUGGUGCUUCUGUUCAGCGUUGUGGCACUCCGCCAUAUGUGGGUGGUGGUCUUGAAAUUUCAAUCUACUUUGCACAUCCCAGUGAUAGAGAGCGUGUCAUAAAGGCUGCAGAGGCACUGGAGUGGAAGAUUGGAAUGAGUGGAGAAGAUGAUGAAAACUGGGAAUGCACAGAGAGCAACAUGUUGCUCACAAUAGCUGUACCUCGCAUAUGGCUUCCCUUGCACUGUUUACUGCUGGCCGGUCAAGCACAUCUGAACAAAUAUACUUUCUGUUAUCUACGUUAUAAAUUCUAUGAUAGAGAUGCUUUUUGUACAACUCUUCAAAAGCCUAUUUUUACUGACGUUCAGAGCCUGGUAACAGUAAGCUUUGACCAGGCAAAGACUGUAAUUCUGAAAAGAACCCAAUCCUUGGUCUGGUACUUAAAAGAAGAAAGACUAGAAGUACAGGUGUGGAUGGCAUAUGGAAAAGACAAGGUUCAAAGACCUCACGAUACUGAUCGUCUGAUUGGAUAUUCAUUCAUCGAUCUAUCGACACUGACAGAGAAAACAUCAAGAAAACUUACAGUUAGUGGUAUUUAUCCACUUUUUAAACGAGGUGCUUCUGACCUGUCAGGUGCAGCUCUGAGGUUCCAUAUCACACUUACACCAAAUGAUUUUCCACCUUCUACCACUGAAUAUUCUUCUCAGAGAACAAACUGUUCCGAUGAUGAUCAUGAUUAUGAAUGCAGUGCCAAGGAAGAUGUUCAGCUCAUUAAUGAAGCAGAGGAAAUAACAGAAGUGCAAGUUGAUGAUGAAUUGCCCACAGAUUCUAUCCUUGAAUGCAACAAGGUGGCUAAUGAGAUUCAUGAGGUAGACCUGGCAAAGACAUUUGCAGUGAAUGUUGUAGUGGAGAGAGCUAUGCAUCUAAGCUUGAAAGGAUGUCCUUUGACAGAACAAACUGGAGUUAAGCCAAGUUCCUAUGUGUCAUAUUCUACGUCAACCAAUCCCACUCCUAUAAGAACUCCUCUGUUAGAAAAUUCGUAUUGUCCUAUCUGGGAACACCAGCAGCAAACAAGGCUGCCCAAAGAGUUAUUAUUGGAUCCACAGCAAACACUAGUUUUCAAAGUAUGGCAUAAAGCAGAUAUUGACCGAGUUAUAGGAUUUGCAUCUGUGGAUCUUUCUCCUUUAUUAUCUGGAUUUAUGUCUAUUUGUGGCUGGUAUAAUAUCACUGACUUUAGUGGCCAGUGCCAAGGACAACUUAAGGUGGCAGUUACUCCAAUGGAGAAUAUCUGUCAGCUGAGAGAAAAGCGAUGGACCCUGGCACGAAAACAGCCAGCAAGUGUUGCUCCUACCGUGGAACCCUUGUUGUAUAAGACCAGUGCCAAGUAUAACUCAUUCCCUAGUCACAUCUCCAAAUAUUCAGAACAAGUCAUCAGUACAUCUUGGAAUCCUGAUGCUUUCCCAGCCAGUGACAGGUCACUCAACAUGGAAGUCCAAGGCUCACGCCAUGGGGAGCAUAUGGAAAAUGUCCGUAGGUUUCACCAGUCCUUGCAACAGAUGGAGUACAACAUGCAAAGUGCUGGGAACAUGGAACCUCUACCACAAACUUCACGGGCUGUACUUUUUAGUGCUCUAAGGAGGAAUCUCAAUGAGCUGGAUGACAUACAAAAAUAUUUCAGUCAGAAGCUGUCUUCAACUCCAUUUGCGCACAUGACUAGUACCAUCCCACAACAAAGGGCAAAUGUUGCUAAUACAAAUUUUCACCAUGGAUCACCAAAUAGCAUUGAUAAUGAACAGCAUCUUUUGGACAUUUCAAAUGAACAGGUCCACAAAUAUCGCAAUGUCAUUAGUGCUGGUUUGCAGAGAAACAAAGCGGAUAUUGCUGAUCAGAGACCCUCUGCACAGGACAUUGAAGAUGAAGAGGAAAUAGCAGAAGAUACGCCACGGCAAUCAGAAAAUGGGAAACAACAAGAUUUACUUAAUACACAACCACCAGAGAGAAAGAACAUGAAGAUCCACCUUCCUCAUUUCUGUGCACCAGCAAAUUUAGAUUUGGGACAGAAUAAACAUAAUGAAGUUUUUGAUAAAGGCAAUAUAAAUGACCAAAAUAACGAAUACAAUGUAGAAGUUGAGCACCAGCAAAACCAUUAUGCAAGUGACGGAUUUAGUGAAGAAGAAUAUGAAGAAGAUGUGAUACAGCCAAAAAUCUUAAAUGACGUGACUGUUAUGACGGACAGAACUAGCCCUUGGUCUAGUAUUUUGUCAGAUUUAGAAGAAGAUAAUAAGCAUAAGUAUGAAGAUAAAAGAGAAACAUCAGAACCAAUUGGAAAUGGAAGUGUGGCUAAUGAACAAGAAGUGGUUUCCAUUAGUGUGGAUGAUGAGAUGUUUACUGAAGUACCGCAAAAUGAAAAUUACAAGUUACCUAGCAGUAUCGCAGCUUCUGAGUCCCCUCGUACAGAAAAGUCUUCAGUAAAUGAAGUAACAGAACUUGAUAUGUUAAAUGAGAAUUUAAUUCUCCAAAGUGAAUGUGGCUUAGAUCUAAAGUUACAAGAAAAUCAGUUCUCUGAUGAUCGCGAGACAUUUUUCUCAAACAGUGGUGAAGCAGAUCUGACACAAGAAAAGAAAGACUUUACAAGAUUUGACACUUUCUCCAGCAGAACAUUUUUGCCAAUGGAUAAGGACGAAACAGAUCUUAGAAUAAAAAAUAUUCAUGAAGACUAUUGCCGUGGUAAUAAAACGAAAGAACUUGAAAACAAAGAGAACCAAGUAUCCUGUAACGACAGCAAUGAAGAACCACAGGUUUUAGAAGCUGGUGGAGAGGGUGUUCACAGAAAACACAAGGGAACUGCUGAAGCAGACACUGAAGGAGAUAAAUUUUCAGACCAAUUACCAGAUCCAGUUAUAUUUCCAAACUUUUUUCUUCCACCAAGUCAUUUAGAAGCUUCAAUGAGAAUGCUAAAUGUUCCACGGUCAUUCCAUACACCAACAACAAAUCCAAAUGAAAUUCCAAAUCUGACAAGAACUUCUCGACAGAGCAAUCGACAAAAGUUAACUUCAAAGGUGUUAUCUAAAGAAGAAACCAAAAGAAUUGCAAAGAUUUUUGCAGGGCACUUUGCAGAAGAAAGCUGAAACGAUCUUUUUAAUCAAUAAUGCUUUAAAAGCCUAUGUACUUCACACCCAAAAAUCAGUGAGUGUCCAAGUAAAUUCAUCCAGGAGUUAAUGGUACAUGUGACUAUUGAGUUGUAUAGUACUUGGACCUGAACAGUGAGUACUGUAAAACUGAUUACCCUACUCUUCAGUUCCUUUGGCUGCUGCAAAAAAAGCAUAGUUCAUUCAUAUAGUUAUCAGAUACUGUUACUUCAGAACAUUUAGUGCAUUCAAUCCUUUCUUCAAAGUACACAAAGACUUUAGCAGAGAUUAAAGUUUUGAGUGUGCUUCCAAGCCUUGGCAUUAUCCACUGACAUUUACACUAUUUGCUCCACAACAAUGUAAACUCUAUGCACAGCAUCCAAAAUGGGAGGUUUUAGGGCACUGAAGAACACUCAGUAUACAUUUGCAAGGUGGUGUCUUUUCUAUAUUCUGUACAACAUAAAAUAUUGAAGUGAUACAUUGGCAACAUGCUUCAUUACAACUUUUUCAUUGCUCAUUUAUAAGAAAAUUAUUUUCCAAAUAGACCAGUUCACACGAUCCAUUUAAAUGGCACUAAUUACUGAAGCAAUCUAUUGUCACCUAACAACUGAAGGUUAAUGAACUUUCUUCUCAAGUCACAACAAUGUUGGCUAUAGGGGUUUCUUGUACUUGAGCUGGGAGUGAUCCCAUUUUUCAAUUAUAUGUAAUUGUAGCUGAACAUUCAACAUGGGAGGAUUUUGUUACAAAUCUGAUAUCAUUCAGUUAGCCUGGUGUAAAACAAAGAGAAGAGACUGUUUUUGAGAAUAAUGCUGCAUACUGGUCAGAGGUAUGUAGUGAAGAAAUGUGAAUACCCAGUCUUGGUUCUUACUUUGAUAUGCAGCACAAUCAGGUUGUGUGAACCAAUGAGGUAGAUCUUAAAUGGGAGCCAACUGCUUACUUGGUUGCAUAUUAUUUUGGAACUGCACUAUCUUUGGUAAUAUGGUUACUUUAGGCCAGUAACACACUAAAAUUAGACGAGUGGUAAACUGUCAGUGUUUUUUUAAAUAUAACAAGAUUCACUGUGAUAAUGUGAGAAUCUAAAAGUACUGAAGACAGGAAAUACCAUAGGGCAGGGUAUACUUGUGGUUAAAGGGUUGCAUCAGUCAUAAUGCUGUUGAAUGUAUUUUUGUAUGAAAUAAGUUAAAUCUUGUAUUUUAAUAUUUUUAUCAGACAGAAUUAUGUUUAUGAAAACAAAAUUGCCAUUUGAUAAUAAAUUAUUUUAAAUGUAUUACAAUAGUUUCAUUUGUGAUGGGUUUGAGGCUAUACAUAAUUCUGGUGAAGUUUCUAUCCUGUCUUGCUGCACCAAUUUGUGAUAUGUUAAUAAUAUAAC